Molecule: messenger RNA, 2308 nt
Organism: Anopheles stephensi (Asian malaria mosquito)
Lineage: Eukaryota; Metazoa; Arthropoda; Insecta; Diptera; Culicidae
Gene: Lmx1a
Product: LIM homeobox transcription factor 1-beta
Exons: 4
Coding region: 575-1987 (470 amino acids)
Biological process (GO): regulation of transcription by RNA polymerase II; neuron differentiation
Cellular component (GO): nucleus
Molecular function (GO): RNA polymerase II transcription regulatory region sequence-specific DNA binding; DNA-binding transcription factor activity, RNA polymerase II-specific
Source: RefSeq, a predicted model, not a curated record
UUUCCCAUCAGCUGAAAAGGCGGUGAGAGCAAACGCUCGCUCGCUCGCUCGCUCGCUCUCUCUCACUUAUUGAUGAUUUUCACGAUCCCAUGCUUUUUCCACCAGACACACACACAUGCGUAUACGCACAGAGGGUUGCAAAUCAUCAGGCCCGACGGACGGACUGACUCUGGUUCCAAUCUGUCGCACAUGCGUUUUGUCGUUCGCAGCGUUCGGACGUGUUGUGCUGCCGUGCCGCGAGCGACAUUCAGAGACCCACAGCGAAAACAUCGCCGCAGAAUACAUCGAUCCCGGGUGCCGUGUGCGUAUCUGUAAAUUCGUCGGCUUUGUGAGGAAAAUUCCUACCGAACCUCGAUAACAGUGCAAGUGCAGUGUGUAUCGUAAAGAAACAUGACCAAGUUAGGCAAGAGAACAGGUGUUUGUGUGUAACAUCAACGUGCAAUUGUUUUACCGAAAACUGGACACCAACAACCCAAAACAAACCUCAAAUGAUCCAGCCAAUAAAGUGAGUGCAGUGAUUGGAAGCAUAGAAAAUUUGGAAAAAUCGAUAAAGUGAAAAAAACAGUGCUUGAAGAUGCUGGAGUUUUAUCAUAAUCUCAACAUAAACACCGGUUUGCCGCCUGGAGCUUCGAAUGCGGACACUAGCUUAAAGGAUAAUAAUAACAUGCUCGACGGUACUGAACGGACAGAUAUCGUCGGUACAAUCAAGAGCGAAAAGACGCAGGAAAUAUGUGAAGGAUGCGGCCAGAAGAUAAAGGAUCGCUACUUCAUGAAGCUCUCCCCGGACCAGUUCUGGCACGAGCAGUGCCUUCUCUGCUGCAUCUGCCGCAUACAGCUAAACCAAACGUGCUACACGAAAAACACCAAGGUCUACUGCAAGGACGAUUACUAUCGAAUUUUCGGUGUGUCAUCCGUUAACCAGCAGCACCAGCACCUAAAUGGUCGUACCGAGCGGGACUGUUACGGUUGUGGCGAACGAAUCGCGCCGAGCGAACUCGUAAUGCGAGCCAAACAUCUCGUCUACCAUCUGCACUGCUUUCUGUGCUACACCUGCAACCGGCCACUCCAGAAGGGCGAACCAUUCUCACUCCGUGCCGGCAAGCUCAUCUGUCAGCACGAUCUGGAGAAAGAUUUCUACGGUUCCGCGGCAGCAGCAGCAGCAGCGGCGGCCGCCAUGCACCAUCAUCAUGGAGCAGCGGCGGGACUCCCGCACCCAUCGCAUCUUGCCCCAGCCGCACACCUGUACGGGGACGGUGAUGACUAUCUGCUUGACGAUGGACUCCGGACACGGGAUGGGCGCCGUGGACCGAAGCGACCACGCACCAUCCUUACCUCGGCCCAACGGCGCCAAUUUAAGGCUUCGUUCGAUGUGUCGCCGAAACCGUGCCGAAAGGUGCGGGAAGCACUGGCCAAAGAUACCGGCCUGUCGGUGCGAGUCGUUCAGGUGUGGUUCCAGAACCAGCGAGCUAAGAUGAAAAAGAUUUCACGUAAAUCGAAGGCCAAUGCGAACGGGGCGGAUGGCGAGAAGAACCAUUCCGAUAAGGAGGACAAAUCGAUCAAGCUGGAGUCGCCGAGCAGCGAUCACAGCCAUUACCUGGGGUUGGACAGUUCGUACAGCUCCUCGAGCCAACCGUUGAAUCCAAACCUUCCUUACUCGCCUGAUUUUCCCGACAACUCCGAUGCCAGCCUGUGCAGUUCGGACAUUUCGCUCGACGAAAGCUUCGACAACGUGGACGAGGCGACCUCCGACACGAUGUCGCUCCAAAACCUAGACCUGCAACCUAACCUUACCGGCAGCGGUGGUAAUAGCGGUGGACCACCGGGCCUUCACAAUGGUCAAUCGCAGCAUCAGCAACAGCAGCUAGUCAAUCACAACAACAACACGAUCGGCACGAUGAUGUCGAACAUGGCCGGUAGCAUUACGCACAUCGACAAGCUCUACCUGAUGCAGAACUCGUACUUCAACUCGACGCAGAUCGAACAGUGACCGGCACCGGAGUUGGUGCACCUGCCGCAUCCUGUAACCGAACCGCACUAGUCAAUCAUCAAAUUCCCGGCAAUGAUCGCGGGACGUCCCUUGAACCAUUAAUUUAUGAGAUUGGUAGUUUUUAGUAAUUUAUUGUUGUUACGAAAAGCUUCAGUUUUCCCUUUCCCGCGUGGGAUUGCACUACCACCAGCCGACGACAGAUUUAGCGAGCCAAUUCACAGCAUAGUCUGAGGUCGGGGCAGAGCACCUAAAGCUGAGCAAUUGUGAAGAAAUGUAUAGAAAAAAAAACACAGACACACAGAACUAUUCAAAACCGUCCUA